AUGACGGACAUGCGGGAUACACUGCUGCUCAGCUCAGAAGGAGUAAAGAAAACCAUCCUGCACGGAGGCACCGGAGACAUCCCAAAACUCAUCACUGGGGCAAAGGUACUGUUGGCCUUCGGUGAAACAUCUCUGAGAGUUUUGAAUCAGAGCUUUGCUGUCACUUUGUGUGUAUUUGUAUGUGUGACUUUACUUCCUAUUAACAACACGCAGAUUAUAUUCAGAUGAAGCAUGUUUGGAUCGAUGGCAGCUGUGUGUGGUUUUUGUACAGUGCUAAUUCAGUGGAUGAUUCAAGCUAGUUUGAUAUAUUUAAGAAUCACUGUACGCGAACGAUUUGUUCAAAAGAACCGAAUCUUUUAUGUGAACGUACUGAACGGAUCACUUCCUCAAGUGAUUUGUUCAUUUCUCACUUCAGUUGAGCUGUCAGCAGGGCAGAUGCUAUACCACGCAGCAUUGCCAGGCGAGCAGCCGGCGAACGUGGGAUCACAUGCACCGACGCCUGAAUCACUUGGUAAAGGAAUCACACAUUGAACUACACUUUCUGGAAUCAUUUUUGUCGGACAAAACUAACUUUAAAAAAAAAAAAUACUGCUAAAUUACCACCACAACAACUUGCAUACAAUAGGACACAGCAUGUAACAAGUAGUGCAUAAAACCUGCAGCAUCCUAUCAUUUCAGCGGUUUGUGAGAGAAUGAUGCAUGUUCAGUGUGAAUUCUUUAAAACGUUCAGUGAACAAAUCACUCAUUGAGCCCAACCGAGCAGACCUGAUUAAUAGCAUACCAUAGGACAGUACACUUAGUUCAUUUUUACAAACCUGUUUGCUAAAGCAACUCAGCCAAACACUCUCGUCUCCCGCUCCCAGAAGCUAUGAAUUGAACUGAACCCUAAAACGUUCAGCUGUGUAUCAGUUCAGGAGGUCGGGGUCGCAGGCUUCUCCUGCCAAGCACUGAAUGAUUCAGUGAUUCGAUGAACAAAUCUUUUGAAUGAAUCUUUUUAGUGAACUGAUUCUAGUGAUUCAGUACAUCUAAAAGAACUGCUGUGCCCAUCACUAAUCCAAACAAAGGCUCUACUCAAAUACCCAAACACUGAAAUGAUUUUAACACUGUAGCUUUGUUGACUUUUUUAAAUGAUCGAAUGUUGGAUCAAUCAAGCUUUAUUUGAAUCAUCCUGAGUGGUACUCUUGAAGCAGUGAUACAUGAAAUCUGAAAGCAUGACUGAUUGUUUUCUGUCUCAUCAUUCUGUCUUUUGACGGUCAUCUAGAUAUCUUAGUUUCUUCAGUUGCUAAGCUGACACCUACCCCCUCACACCAGUUUAAGCUUUUAAUAAUCAGGUCAUUAAAAUCAUCAAUUUUUCUGCUUAUCGUCUUGUUUGUUUUUUAAUGUCACAAAAAGACUUCCACAUGAAAUUCUGUCUGUUUUAUGAACGUCCAAAAAGUCCCCAUUGUAGCUUUAAGGGUUAAAACACAUCCAGAGCUAUAAAAAAUACCCUUUGUAAUACUGGAAUCAGGUUUGACAGAAUUAGUCAAAGGACACUCUUAUUAGUGUGGAUUAUUUUUCAAGACAGGAAAAUUGUACUUCAUAAAUUUGCCUUAUGUUUGCUUUUUAGUGAAAAUCUGUUCUAAAAGUUCCCUAUCAGUGUAAACCAGUGAUUUCCAAACUGUGGGCUGUGGCCCUCUGGUGGGCCACAAAAGUCAGAACAAAAAUAAGUUCAAGGUUUCAAUAUCUGAAGCUCUGUAAUAUAUGACAUGCCUACAUGUGUUGUGAACUGUUACAAGAGUAAAGAUAGAUUCAAUAUUUCUAUUAAAAGUCCACUUACACACUGAAUUUCUCUUCAUGAAUUCAAAGUAUUGUAGGGAAAUUGUAAUCGCACUGUCGAGUUUCAAAGUUUUUAAGUCUUUUUUUAGGGGGGAAGGCAAAGUGAGGCCUCUCAUUCUUCACUUUGAAAAUGGCUGCUGCAAACAGAGGAAUUAAAAGUUGACAAAAGCAUUUUGCAUCUAACAUUUAGGUCAGUAAAAUCUGUCCUGACUCAUCCCUGCAGAGUGAUUGCAGAUGCUGUUAAUUUGAAAUACGGAUUCACUGUGUUCGUACAUCACCGCUGAAUGUUUUCAUCUUCCUUGGACGUUACACAACACACAACCUUGGCAUGUCUGUCCUUCAUCCUGCCUGUCUGUCCGUCUGUCUGUCUGCGCUGUUGAAUAACUGCACAGUGUGAAGCUCAUGACAUAACGUUUUUAUUGAGACUGUUGUGCACAUGUGUGAGCUCCACUCAGUUAGCAUGUCAGUUUUGACCGGAGAUCACUCUCUCACUUGUUAUCAAACUCAGUGGAUUCAUUGUUCACUUACAUUGAAAGCACUACCUUUCACAAAAGCCAUAGUCCAGUCUGCUUUAGUAUCACAAAGCAUCUGUAAUAUUAUAUUUUUGUUUUGUGGUAUUUUUUCCUCUAGGUGACUUUUCACUUCCGCACCCAGUUGUGUGAUGACGAGCGUACGGUGAUCGAUGACAGCAAAGUAGCUGGGACACCGAUGGAGAUUGUGAUUGGGAACAUGUUUAAACUGGAUAUCUGGGAGACUCUGCUGGCCUCAAUGAGGAUCGGGGAAGUGGCUGAAUUCUGGUGUGACACCAUUGUGGGUGAAUUUCAGUUUUAGUGGGUGCAGCUGCUUUGUGUGUGUGUGUGUGUGUGUCUGUGUGUGUGUGUGUGUGUGUGUGUGUGUGUGUGUGUGUGUUACCUUGGUUUCCUGUUUGUUUGUUUCUAAUCACAUUGCAUUAUAGUCUGCUGGUACAACUCUCUCCUUUAUACAGAGUGACAUCACACUGCAGGUGUGAAUGUUAUGGGCAAUGCUUUUCAUUUCAAGCAACCAAACAACACAAUAAGACAAGUUUUAUGUGUUCCAGUUGUAAAUAUAGAAAGCCAGUGUGCCAAAGCGUCUAUCACAUAAAACAAAGUUUGGUGCUCGUAACUGUUUCAAAACCGGAUCAGUAGGGUGACCCAAAGAGGAAAUUUUACAUAACAAUAAUUAAAUACGAGUGACUGAAAACACGGUCAUGUAUUAAAACACUGCUCCAGGAAAAUCUGAGUCACUUCCAGUUUGGUUUCACUUUUAAAUUCCCUGAAUGUUUUCCUCAUGUGUAAUGGUUUUGUUAUGAAUGUUGUCUGUGUGUGACCUCCUCUUGUUAUAAAAGCCGCUGUCCCACACCCAUAUCUGCUUACACAAGGCCAUACCAGCCAUACACAUACUCCCUCUGAGUAUAUGUUGAUGCAUGUGUAUCUUAUGUCAUCCUUAAUGUGUCAGGUCUGCCCGGUGUUUUUGUGGCGAUGUGUAUGUGUGUGUUUUUUUGUGUGUGUCAGAGACAGAUGGGUUGAGGCAUGCUGCUGUUAAUCUGCAGCAGCCUCACUUUUCCCUAAUCGGCUCUGAUUCCUGCUGAAUCAGCACAUGUUACUCUCCUCCUCUCUGAUUAGAUUUGAUGGGGCUUAUGGCUUUUAUUCACCCCUCUGAACAACACGGCCACACUAACACCCUGAUGAAUAUUCAGCGCAGUAUCGCUCACAUCCAGCAGAGGGCAGACUUGCUUCCAUAAAUGUACUUAGGGUCGUUAAAAAUUCAAUAAAAUCAAAUUCAAAAUCAAAAAUCACUGUUGCUAAACAAUGAAACAAAUAUUUCUGAUUUUAAUGUGUUGAAAACGUGAUUGAGUCUUAUUCCGCUUAGAGUAAAAAAUGAAAUUCAAAAUACAAAAUUUUGAGGAAAAACUUUGACAAAAGUCCCCAAAUUCUGCCAAGAGGAGUGCUUUUCCCUUCAAAAUUUGACUCUUUUUUUUAGUCAUUUUAGCUGUUAAACCUUUAAUGCCUGAAACCACAAAUUAUGGCAAGAAAAUGUAAAAAAUUUUUGGAGCUGAAAUGUUUGUUUCACUUACUGCUGAAAACCAAAAAAAUCAAAAUGUCCUUAAAAUGUAACAAAUAUAUUUAUUUAUCUUGUUUGAUACAUUCAAUGUUUUUGGAAACUAAAACACCCCAAGAGGACAUUUUUAUCAUUUAUCGCACUGUAUUAAGAUGUAUUUUUAGUAAUUUGUUGAUCAUAUUGAUUUGAUAGAAGUAUCAUAAAAGUGUGUAUCAAAUACAGUACAAAAGGCAAUAAAGGGCUACCAUUGAAUGUUUUAAAACUCCACAAAGAGCUGCUCCACAAAUAGUUGUUGAUUUUCGGACAUUUUCUAAGCCAGCAGUAACACAACACUAAGAUAUCUAAGCAAGUUGUUCAUUAGUUUUUGCAGUUUUGGUUUUGACUCUAUUGCCGUUUUCAAAAUUUGCAUCACCCUGAUCAUCUCAUCUUUCCAGCAUACUGGCGUUUACCCUCUUGUGUCUAAGAGUAUGAGACGUAUCGCGGAGGGCAAAGACCCAGUGGACUGGCACAUCCACACAUGCGGUAUGGCAAACAUGUUUGCCUACCACAGCCUCGGUUAUGAUGACCUGGAUGAGCUGAUGAAGGAGCCGAAGCCUCUCUACUUUGUACUGGAGCUGCUCAGGGUGAGACAGAACAGAAAGCCCAUCUGAGUGUGCGUGAAUCUGCACUUAUGGGACAAAAAUACAGAGAUACAUCCUGGUGGUUUCUGCUGUGUAACUGUAAUGUGUUUGUGUGUAACUCCCAUAUGUGCUUGAAUGACAGGUGCAGCAGCCUAGUGAGUACAACAGGGAGUCGUGGGCUCUGAGUGAUGAAGAGAGGCUGAAGGUAGUGCCUGUGCUGCAUGGUCAGGGGAACAAACUGUACAAACAACAACGCUACCAAGAGGCCACACAGAAAUACAAAGAGGCCCUCAUCUGCAUAAAGAACGUUCAGACCAAGGUCAGUAUAUCAAAUUAGUCCUCCGAAAAGCUGUUUUCUUUGGCCCUUGAGGAAGUGUGUGAUUUUGCAUCUGAAUGUACAUGCUGCAGCAGACAACUGCCCACCAGUGAGUCUGGUUUGCCUGUGCUGUCAAGUGCAUACUCUGUGUAUGAAACGUCAUGAACAUGGAUGUUGUUGUGUGUUGAACUGACUGGAAUCGGGCUCAUUCACCCUGGAGGGAAUGGACAGUUUCCAUUUUCAGUGUUUCUCUCUAAGGUAUAUCUGUCAUGACUGAAGCCAGAUUUGCUGAUUCUGAAUAGUUCAUCUGGAAAAAAAAUGUGUGUCUCUCUCUGAGGACCCGUUUACCCCGCUGUCAGCCAGGAAUCAAGCUUGGAUCAGUUUUUUUAGUCGGAUAACUCAUCAUGUGACAACUUUUGUGGUGAUUUGAUAUUAAAAAAUAAAACAAGCCAGUAAUUGAAUGAUUGAACGAGUUACGUACCUUGACAGGAGAAAGCAUGGGAUGUCCCGUGGUUGAAGCUGGAGAAGAUGGCCAACACCUUGACUCUGAACUACUGUCAGUGUCUACUGCGCAUGGAGGAAUACUACGAGGUCAUUGAACACACCAGCGACAUCAUCAACCAGCACCCAGGUUUGCUCCUGUAAAAUGACAGCAGGUGUUUGACUCUACAGAAUAGUAUUGAAAUAGUCUUAUUUGAUUGGUUAAAUACAGUUAUCGUAUCCCAGAAUAUAAGCGUGGAAACUGCCAUGCUGUGUUUACAUUACUACCUCAUAGUUUGCUCAGCCUUUAAAGGGAUAUUGAUGAAGUUAGGUGCUGUUCUGAGCAUUAUUUAUGGCUAUAGAGUGGCGUUUCGGUUAAGGUUUGUUUAUGGCUCCUCAGACCACUGUGUAUUGCUAUGCUGCGGAUGUUACUAAAGUUAGUAUAGCUAGAGAAGCAAGUGGUCGGCAACAUUCAUCUCUUGAGGGGGUGUCUUAAAAAACAGACCCUAAAAACUUGUUGCUGUUCAUCAUGACACACACUCUGGAACUGUAUGUAUCCAUAGAUUUUACAAACUUGGUAAAGACCCUUACAAUGACUGAGCAGUUUUCAACAACAGGUUUAUAUUUACUCUCAAGGUAUAGUGAAGGCCUUCUACCUGCGUGCAAAGGCCCAUGUGGAGGUGUGGAAUGAAUCAGAGGCUCAGCAGGACUUCAGCAGGGUGCUGGACCUCGACCCGGGCAUGAAGAAGGCCGUGAAGAAGGAUCUGGCUGUGCUGAGCAUGCGCAUGGAGGAGAAGAGGCAGGAGGACAGGGACAAGUACAAGGGCAUGUUUUGA
Messenger RNA from Xyrichtys novacula (pearly razorfish), 6146 nucleotides. NCBI's taxonomy places the organism in Eukaryota, Metazoa, Chordata, Actinopteri, Labriformes, Labridae. The record is from the annotation of a GenBank genome assembly.